Molecule: messenger RNA, 1434 nt
Organism: Exophiala bonariae
Lineage: Eukaryota; Fungi; Ascomycota; Eurotiomycetes; Chaetothyriales; Herpotrichiellaceae
Exons: 2
Coding region: 1-1434 (477 amino acids)
Cellular component (GO): cytoplasm
Molecular function (GO): oxidoreductase activity
Source: RefSeq, a predicted model, not a curated record
AUGGCUUCUCCGGAAAUACUCAGGACUUUAGCCGCCCGCCUCGACAAGGACCCCGGAUUCCCUGUGGAGAAUGCAACGCCCUCCUUCUGGCAAGAUCCGCCACAUGCGUUCGCGAAUCAACGAUCCGAGCAACUGCCUACAGAGGCGGAUGUAGUCAUCAUUGGCUCCGGAAUUACGGGUAUCAGCAUCUCACUACAUUUGUCUCGGAUAGAUCCAUCUCUGAAGAUAGUCAUGCUUGAGGCUCGAGCUGCCAUCUCUGGAGCCACGGGACGAAAUGGUGGACAUAUCAAGACUGUACCGUUUUCUGAUUAUGGCUCGCUCAAGGCUAAGUCUGGGAAGGAAAGUGCCAUCAAGAUCACCAAGUUCAGAUUGUCACAUCUAGACGUCAUUGUCAAGGAGGCUGAAUUGCUGGGCAAGGCUGGGGAGGUAGGCUUGGUACGGAGAGUGGAGGCUCUUUGUGGAGUAUAUGACCCCGUUGCAUGGGAUGCCUCCAAAAAUUCCCUGCAAGAUUGGUUCGAAGACUUCCCGGAAGAGCGAAGUAACUGGACGGCCCAUGAAGAUCCGUUGAAGUUAAAGGAGUUAGGCCUGAUUAAUGCAUCGGGCUGCAUUAUUGGACCUGCUGGUGCGGCUUGGCCAUAUCGCUUUCUGGGGGUGGUGCUGUCAAAACUCAUCGAAGAGGGGCAUGUUACGCUUGAGACGCAUACACCAGCUACUGGGGUGGAACGAACACAAUCAAGCACACAUCCAUAUCAGAUACAAACCGCAAGGGGUAGUAUAUCGACUAAGCAUAUUAUCCACUGUACCAAUGCCCAUGCGGCACACUUACUUCCAGCACUCCGAGGUGCGUUGUGGCCUCUGCGAGGUCAAAUGACAGUACAGGCCAUGCCUCCUGACUUCCCACGUGUUGGAGCCACACGUUCAUGGAGUGCGAUCUAUGCAAAUGGGUUCGAUUACAUCACACAAUCUCCAGGUGAGGAUGGGUCCUUAUACCUUGGUGGAGGAUUCGGUCAGGGAGGACUAGAGAACGAGGAGGACAUUGGGAGUACCGACGACAGCCAACUCAGCAUACAUCCACUCAGACAUCUCGAAGCUGUUCCUGGAAAAGUUUUCGCCAACGCAGAAGGGUCUAGGGUGGAAAGGAAAUGGACUGGGAUCAUGGGCUUCACAGGCGACUAUAUGCCCGUGGUCGAUCGCCUGACUGCUGAUAUCUCGGGAAGAGCAGAGUGUGAUCCUGCGGUGGGAGGCGAGUGGAUUGCCGCUGGAUUUAAUGGAUAUGGUAUGGUGCAUUCCUGGCUGUCUGGUAAGGCUGUUGCGAAUCUCUUGACUGGCCGUGAGACGGAGAUUCUUGACUGGUUUCCCAGGCAAGAAUUUGCCUGCUCAAAGGAGAGGCUGGCGGAGUUGCGUGCAGGGCCCUUGGAUCACUUUUUCAAGUAG